Vitis riparia (riverbank grape) is the source of this 1590-nucleotide messenger RNA. Its product is annotated as protein WVD2-like 3. Bases 103 to 1341 code for a protein of 412 amino acids. Gene Ontology annotation, molecular function: microtubule binding. NCBI's taxonomy places the organism in Eukaryota, Viridiplantae, Streptophyta, Magnoliopsida, Vitales, Vitaceae. Gene Ontology annotation, biological process: microtubule cytoskeleton organization. The record is from RefSeq and is a predicted model, not a curated record. The transcript has 7 exons.
ACAGACUGAGACAGAAGAAGAGCUGGUGAUCUUGAGCCAAGCCACGCGAUAAGCCUCCAAAUCCACUUGUCCGACACCUCAAAUCCGACUUUGCUUCCCACAAUGGGGAUGGAAGUUACAGACAUUUGUAUGGACAAUGAGCCAAAUUGUGUUAUGAUUUAUUCUAAUGGUGUUUCCUGUGAUUCAAGUCAUGAAACUGCUCCCAUUCAUCAUGAUUUUGCAGAGUCAUAUAAGCACAUUAAUGGGGACCCUGAACCCCAAAUACUGGAAGAGAAAGUGGAAGGAAAGGAAUAUGAAGUGAAGGAAUGUACUACUGAAAGCUCAGUUGAGAUUUCUCAACUCUGUCAAGUCGAGAAAUGUGAGGAGCAAGAGAAACCAAGCUCAAAUUUUGAGGCUGACUUACCUGAGGAGAAGGUGAAAUCUGAAGUCCCCAAAUCAAAGGAUGAUAAGAAAUUAAAAUCUUCUGUUAAACCUGCAUCAAAGCCUGCUGUUGGAAAUGCUCGAACAAAUUACACUGUUCCACAGCCCUUUGCUCUAGCCACUGAAAAGCGUGCUUCAUGUGGAACUCGUCCGUUUGGGACUGAAUCUGAUGUUGGUACUGUUGCGAAUAAAUCGUCUAUUACCAAAAAUUUGCAAACUCCAACUGCUACAAAGCACAACCAGCAGACCUCACUUUUGGUGCCAAGGAAGCCACUGGAACCAGAUAACAAGAAGCAUCCUGAUGAAGAAGAUUCUUGUUCUGUCACUUCCUCUACUGCACCAUCUGCACGAACUGUUAAGUCCAGAGCAAUUGUUGCAUCAGCUCCUGUAUUUAGAUGCACUGCUCGUGCAGAAAAACGGAAGGAGUUUUAUUCGAAGUUGGAGGAAAAGCACCAGGCACUGGAGGCUGAGAAAAACCAAUGUGAAGCAAGGACCAAGGAAGAGCGAGAGGCAGCGAUUAAGCAAUUGAGAAAGAGUUUGAUGUUUAAGGCAAGCCCAAUGCCAAGCUUCUAUCAUGAAGGACCACCACCCAAGGCUGAACUAAAAAAGUUGCCCCCGACUCGUGCAAAAUCACCAAAGCUAGGCAGAAGGAAGAGCUGCAGCGAUGCAGUCAGUUUUUCUCAGGGAGACAAGGGGAAAGAAUCUCGUGGCCGGGGAAACCGUCAGAGUCUUGGUAGUCACAAAGAAGACACUUCCACCAUUCGUACUACUAACAGUAAGGAUCAGAUCAACAUCCAGAAUGGCAAUGCUUCUUUCAAAUUCAAAGAUGAAUCCAAACAAAUGAGAGAGACCAAUGAGUCAAUCUCGCCGAAUAUGAGCGGACUGGUGAGUGGGAAUAUGGAUAUUGCUGUCCAAUCUUGAGUUUCUGGUGAGUUAUCUAAUUUAAAAGAGGGGAUGAGUCUUCUCUUAUUUUCUUGUGGCUGCUCUAGAGAAUGUGCAUUUUAUUUUCCUUACCUGCAAAGACUUGUUGCAGUGGUUUGUGUAAUGUAUGAAGUGUAAAUUUUCUGUAAGUUAUACCUAUACACACAUAAAAAGGUCCUCAUUUGUUAUAGACACUGUUCCUUCAUCUUUCAAUAUUGGAAGAGAUUGCUUGCACUCAUGUUCUAGUAA